CGUGCGAGGCGGCGCGGUCGAGACCGCCGGCCGGCUAUAUAAGUGACGGACGUGACCCCUGGCUCAGCACAGUGGGUGACCGAGCGCACCGGACAGCAUGGCCAGAAUGGGCGGCAUGCUGGCGGCAGUAAGCCUCCUGCUCCUCCAGGAUGUCUGUCGGGCGAUGGUGUACGAGCGGUGCCAGCUGGUCAACGAGCUGCGCCGCAAGGGCGUCCCUGAGAAGGACCUGUCCGACUGGGUGUGCCUGGCUUACCACGAGUCCCGCUACGACACCAACGCCGAGGGUCGCCUCAACUGGGACAACUCGGUCGACCACGGCCUCUUCCAGAUCUCGGACAUCUACUGGUGUGACUGGCGCCAUAAGGAGCCCGGCAGGCGCUACAAGAACAUGUGCCGCAAGAGCUGUGACGCGUUCCACGACAACGACAUCACAGACGACCUGGCGUGCGUCAUGAUGAUCCACAAGGAGCACCAGCGUCUGCAGGGCAACGGCUUCAUGGCUUGGACGGCAUGGAAGAACAAGUGUCGCGGCUCGGAUAUGACAUCGUACACAAUUGGCUGCGACCGCACCACGAGUAGCACCACCACGACGACGUCGACGGACCAGCCAAACGAACGAACGAACGCGCACACUCACUUCAACAACCUGGCGCCGCUCUUCAACCAGCUAGUACGCACCAGGAAUCACGACAAAGAGUGACCUUUGCUGCCGCUCAGUCGCCGUCGCUCGCUUGGCCGCCUCGCCGUCCUGCGCUGCUGCUUCUCAGUCUCGCCGCUGGCGUUUCUCAGUCUGGUCGCUGGCGCUUUUCAGUCCCGCCGCUUCUGUACACAGCUGCGCCAGCCGGCCGGGCCCGGGCCGGGCCGGGGCCGGGCCGAGGCUGACCGGAUCCCGUGCUAGCGGCGCUGAUCACCUGCCUGACUGGUGUCGCCUGCAGAAACGCUCAACCUCCGAUUACGACGACAACGCUGACGUCAUACAGAUGGCAAUGGCGACGUCAGACCUCUCACGGCAACAACGAUCAGACAGAGGUGGUUUCCGGCUUCCACCAGCAGAGACAGCGAUGAUGUCAGGCAGCGACGACACUCGUGACGUCAGAUGUCAGACAGUCGGUGUGUGACAGCGGGGACAAUAGCCGUAACGUUUGACUCUUGGUGAAAGCUUCCUGUGACGUGUGACUUUGUGUGUGACUCCGUAUGGCCUGAACAUCAGGAGCACCGCCAGGCUAUCACUGCUUGUGCUGCUGGCAAUGACUCUGUGACAGUGAAAACGUCGCAACAUUUCGAUCCACACCUGGCUCAGACAAACGUGCCUAGUGCACAGUGACGUAUCGCGCAGACGCUCUCGCUUGCUGCCCGCCUUGCCGGCUUUAUCUGUCACGUGCUGCUGCUUGAGUAAGCUGGGUACUUUGCAGGCGGUCUGAGGUUGAAUGUACCGGUGCCGCUCUGGGGGCACUCAACCGCGGCCAGUACCCCACAGGUACGCCCAGUACGCCGCGGUACCGGGCGUACGCCGCCGCGGGGCUGCCCGGCCGUUAGGUGCUCUCCGAGAAAGCAGAACGCCAGGCAGGAGAGAACCAAACACUUUCAGGUCACACGAACAUCUGCGCAUUACUUCUGCAGGUGAUUUGCUGGGCUUCGUCUUCAUGGUUAAUACAAUGACAGCCCCUGGU
Molecule: messenger RNA, 1670 nt
Organism: Pollicipes pollicipes
Lineage: Eukaryota; Metazoa; Arthropoda; Thecostraca; Pollicipedomorpha; Pollicipedidae
Product: lysozyme C-like
Exons: 6
Coding region: 98-700 (200 amino acids)
Molecular function (GO): lysozyme activity
Source: RefSeq, a predicted model, not a curated record